AUGUGCACCACAAAGCUUUCCUUUUCGGUUGGUUGUCACUUUACACCGUUUCGAAUGGUUGACGUUGUUGCUCCACGAGUAGUAGACGCCGCAAACGACAGUAGCAUUACGAAUGAGCAGCGCUUGGUGAGUAUCGGCCGACUGCAUACCGGAAUUCAGCAGCUUCUGGCCGCUGUAAAUGCUAGAGACGACGACGGACUUAAGGAAUACCCACCAUUUCAAGCGCUCUUGACCUCGUUUGAUUCAAAUGAAAAGCAGGACCGUGACUCUGCAUCUCGCACGCAAUUGCAAGCACUGGCCUCAUGUUUAACACACAACGAUCUGCGCAUGACCAUUGUUAAGUACGUGCGGCCUUUCUUAUUGGACCUGAUACUGCGGCUUACAGACCCGGUCUUACCGCUCUACGACCAACAGCAGCACAGUGAGCUCAUCGACAGCAUGAAGCGAAGCGAACUUGUCGCUAUGACUUUAUCUGAGCUUCUUAUCUUUUUUCCAACCUCCAGUAUUUUGAUCCUGCAGUACUUUAAAACAGCGCCGUGCUUUUUUGCCUUUACUGACGUCAUGGUCACUCAAAAACAGCAGACCGAAGAUACAAUAAAUCGGCUUCGAAGUAUCGCCAAGACAGCAUUUCAGCUACUACGAGCAAGACCUAUAGAACUUAUGACGAUUUGGAAUUGGACAUCAUUUUUUCCACUUGGCUUUCACGACGACCUAUACGUGCGAUGGUAUGCUGCACGUACGACAGCUGUAGUCUUGAAGAUGAGCAAUGCCCAGAGAACCGCUUUUUUAAAUGAAUUAUGUGUUGGUGAAGAUGCUGCACUGUGUGAUGGAUCAAUUGUUCGACAGAUUGAACUGGACUUGCAUAGUGAGGACACAACGCGACAGGAACAAUUCAUUAAUGUGAGUAUUUAUCACCCACAGAAUGAUGACAAGGUGGAAGAGACACAAUCGCCACCUUUUCAUGAGAUGCUGCAGAGCAUAUUCGGCGUAAUUAUUCCUAGUAGCAAGCUGUAUCGGAACUAUGACAUAGGCAAGGACACUUCAGUGAUCACCCAACCGCUAGUACCUACGCCAUCAACCAAGCGGAACCUUCAGUCGCUUGCAAUUGCGCUAGGUUUGAAGCGUCCAAUAUUGGUCACAGGUCCAGGUGGAUGUGGUAAGACAGCUAUGAUUCGAGAGCUUGCUCGACUCUCUGGUAAUUAUGACUUGGUAGAGCUGCAUCUAGACGAUCAAAUUGAUAGCAAGACAUUGCUGGGAUCGUAUGUGUGUACUGAUAUACCAGGACAAUUUACAUGGCAACCUGGAGCGCUUACAAAUUCUGUACUUGCUGGUCGGUGGGUGAUCAUUGAAGAUAUCGAUCGUGCUCCAUUCGAGGUACUGGCAGCACUAAUGCCGCUGCUUGAAACACGCGAAAUGGUCCUUCCUGGUCGUGGAGAGGUACUUAUGGCACACUCAAACUUUCAAAUAUUCGGAACGACGACGCAUGGCCAUCACAUGCCCAAAGGGUUUCAGGAAUCGGUCUGGACGAGUGUACGCAUUGCACCACUCGCAGAGAGUGAGAUCGAGCAGAUCAUAAUGACGCGCUUUACAAAAAUUCGACGACAUUAUGUCGCCAAGAUCAUGGCUACAUAUAACGCGAUAUCUGGUAACACAAGCGAUGAGAGUGGUAGCACUGCGCAGAUUUGGAUGGAAACACGACGAAAUUACGGACGCACCUUUUGCCUGCGCGAUUUACUGAAGUGGUGCAAGCGUAUAUAUCGAUUUUCUAUUUAUGACGAUGGUACGAUAAGCGAGACUGCAUCAUCUGGACACGAAUAUAUAACUGAGGAUGAACGUAUGCGCAUUUUAAUCGAGGCGCUGGAUGUAUUUUGUGCGGGUAUCCAUGAUACAAAGACGCGUUUACGCUCUGCUUAUGCACUAGCAGCAAUUUGGGAAGUAGCCUCCGACAAAAUUGACUAUUAUCUCGAACAACGCAAGCCUCAUGUUACUUUUAAUUCACAUGAAGUAACAUUUGGCCGCGUUCAUCUGCCGACAUUGUCGCAACGCGCGCAGCUCGAGCAAGGCACUUAUACAUCUGCUAGCUCUGUUGUAAUGACUGGUCAAGUGCUGCGGUUGCUAGAGCAGAUCGCUGCGAUUGUAACUACUCGUGAGCCAGCGUUGCUGAUUGGUGAGACUGGUUGCGGCAAGACUACGAUUAUUCAGCAUAUGGCGGUGACCAUGGGGCAGCAUCUGGUCGUUCAAAACCUUAAUAUUCAAAGCGAUAGUUCUGAUUUGUUGGGAGGAUUUAAGCCUGUCGAGAUCCACUUGCUCGCCCGCCCAUUAUACAUCAAAUUUGUGGAUCUUUUUACGGCCACAUUUUCGCAAAAAACUAACGCUGAGUUUCUUAAUGCAGUUCGGAUAGCGCUAGAGCACAAGGAGUGGAAGAAGCUCGUGAAAGGCAUGCAAAAAGCCAUUCAUAUGGCUGUAAUUAAGCUACAAGAUAGCAGAGCUGACCGUAACAAUACCCACUCAAAAAGUGAAUUAAAUCACAAGAUGGUCGUUGCCGGUUCUUCGGCAACUAUGUUGGUGGAUCGUUGGGACACUUUUAGAGCUGAUCUUAUGCAUUUUGAACGACAGAAAGAGCAAGCAAAGUCACACUUUGCCUUUUCAUUUGAAGAGGGAGUUCUUGUGAAAGCGCUGCGAGAAGGUCAUUGGGUGUUGCUGGAUGAGAUAAACCUUGCAUCCUCCGACACAUUAGAGCGAAUUAGCUCGUUGCUUGAGCACGAAACAAGUGCAUUCUCUCUGACUGAGCGUGGAGAUGUUGAAAUCAUUCGCCCGCAUCCUAAUUUUCGUCUCUUUGGCGCAAUGAACCCAUCGAACGACGUUGGUAAAAAAAAUCUCCCGCCAUCUUUUCGCAAUAGAUUUACGGAAAUCUACGUAGAUGAGUGUGUCAAUAUCUUGGAUUUGCAAAUGGUGGUCCACCAUCAAUUCAAGGAAAUAUCCGAAGCGCUAGUACCUGAGACGGUAAAGUUUUACUUGGAAGCACGAAAACAAGCAGAAGUGCGGCUAAGCGAUGGUGGACGUCGCAAACCUCGCUAUUCUCUGCGUACACUAAGUCAGGCCCUUCAUAUUACGCGCAUGUUAAUUCAGCGGGGCUACGGCACCUCUAGAGCAAUGUUUGAAGGCUUUUGCUCUACUUUCUCCACACAACUUGAAAUGGAAUCCCGUAUAUACCUUGAGACUCUUAUUAAAAGCACAUUUGCAAAGACGAUUAAGGCAAAAGAGCUUAAGCGCUCGCCACCAUGUCCUGGUGGACCUAAAAGAACGGGCGAUUUUGUGUUGGUGUGCUCAUACUGGAUUCAAAAAGGUGAUUUUCAGGCACCAAAAGAUGAAUCACUGCCGCAUCCGGUUACCUCACGACGGAAGUUUGUACUCACAAAAUCGGUAGAAGAAAAUUUGCGUCAUGUGGCGCGCGCAGUAGUCAUCGGCAGGUAUCCAGUUCUGUUGCAGGGACCAACAUCUGCUGGAAAAACAUCGCUUAUUGAAUAUCUGGCCGCCCGUAUUGGACAAAAAUGUGUGCGCAUCAAUAACCACGAGCACACGGAUAUUCAAGAGUACCUUGGAAGUUACGUCUCGGACCUGAGCGGCAAGCUAACUUUUAAGGAAGGCGUCUUGGUGGAUGCGGUACGGAAAGGUUGGUGGAUUAUCCUGGAUGAGUUGAAUUUGGCUCCAUCGGAGGUUCUGGAGGCUCUCAAUCGACUGCUUGAUGACAAUCGUGAGCUCUUUCUUCCCGAAACCCAGGAGAUAGUGAAGACGCAUCCGAAGUUUAUGUUGUUCGCGACGCAAAACCCUCCUGGUUUGUAUGGUGGGAGGAAAGUCCUGUCACGCGCAUUCAGAAAUCGUUUUCUUCAGAUUCAUAUUGACGAAGUAGCGUCUGGUGAGCUCCAAACCAUUUUGCAAGAGCGCAGUUCGCUGCCGCCAUCGUAUUGUGAGAUCUUAGUUGACGUCAUGCGGCAAUUGCAGCUUGUUCGACAGCAAUCGUCUGUCUUUGCUGGGAAGUCUGGCUUUAUAACAACUCGUGAUUUGCUUCGGUGGGCUGAACGUCGACCAGCAACAAAACAGGCCUUAGCGGAGGAAGGCUACUGUUUGCUGGCGGAGCGAUUGCGGAAAGAUCAAGAGAAGGAAAUUGUGAAGCAAGUGUUAGAAAAAAAGUGCAACGUCACUAUUGAUCUAGACUCUCUUUAUUAUAGUGGUAAGCCUCGCGAAUCAAAUCUUCUGGACAAAAAUGGCGAGGUCGAACAUGAGACGGUUUGGGGGACCAAGGAACAGUUUGAACGUGUUCAAAACAUUGUGGAGCAGACCUCUCAAAUAGCAGCUACCGGAAAGCCUAGCAACAGCGCACCACAGUCCGCAGGUAGUGCAGCAGGCUUGAAAAAUAUUAGUGUUACCAAAUCACUACGACGGCUUUUUACACUGGUAGGACGCUGUUUGCAAAACGAGGAACCAAUCCUAUUAGUUGGAGAGACUGGAUGUGGCAAGACAACUGUUUGCCAGCUGUACUCGCUUCUUUUCUCACAGCCGCUACACAUUUUAAAUUGCCACCAACAUACAGAGACUUCGGAUUUCCUUGGCUGCUUGCGUCCCGUGCGAGGAAAGGAAAAUAUUGCACACGAACUGGAAGAUGCACUCGCGACUUUUCUUGCAAAAGGUGACGGAUGUAUCGAUGAGCACGAGAUUGAACAACGCCGAGAUAAGGUCAAAUUACUGGGCGUAAGUGCAAUGAUAGUUCAGUAUGAAAAGAUGCGUAAUGGUGCUAUAGAGGGUGUUUCUCCCCCCCUUAAGGAAUUAGCAGUGCGAAUUGAUGCUCUCACGCGUCGACUGCUGUCUAUCUUUGAAUGGGCUGAUGGUCCUCUGGUUGAAUCAAUGAAGAAGGGGGAUUUGUUUUUGAUUGAUGAAAUCAAUCUUGCAGAAGAUGCAGUAUUGGAACGAUUAAAUAGUGUCCUUGAGCCAUCUCGUACGCUAUUGCUGGCUGAAAAAGGUGGAGACGAAAUCGAAGAAAUAGUUGCCCACCCAAAGUGGCGUGUAAUGGCAACGAUGAAUCCAGGCGGAGAUUUUGGCAAGCGCGAGCUAUCUCCUGCUUUACGCAACCGCUUUACAGAGAUCUGGGUACCGGCUAUUUCAGACUUGGAUGACAUCGCCACAAUCAUUCGUGACAGACUGAUUCGUCCCCACCGCACCGAUAUGUCACCUCACCAAUUCUCACUGAUAGCACGUGAUCACUUAUCGUUAUUGUGUGAUCCCAUUUUGAGAUUUGUGAUGUUUUUUAAUGAAAAAAACGGAAAUGAUGGAUGCGGGGCAGUAACACUACGCGAUAUUCUCAAUUGGAUUGAUUUCAUCACAUCUGUCGUCAAGAAGCAAGAUGAUGAGCUGUCGAUGAAAGUAUCAGCAUGGACAGCAUUUGUGCAAGGAGCUGCGUUGUCAAUAUUGGACGGUUUGGGUCUUGGUUCUGACAAGGCACUACUCACGGCACUGCAUGCUCGAGAAGAAGCAUAUGAUCAUGUAAUUGCGCUAGUGCCAGAUGAUAAUGUUUAUGUGAAGCAAAUGGUUACCAACUCGCUUAAAAUCACGACAUUUGAUGACGGAAAAAGCAUUGAUCAGCUGAACUCGUUUGUCUCUGAAGAAGUUACGAAAGAAAAAUUUGGUAUAGGUCCAUUUUUGAUUCCACGUGGGCCGGACAAUACUCGUAGAAAACCGGCAUUCUCGCUGAAGGCCCCGACAACUUUGUCAAAUUUAUACCGUGUAUUGCGUGCGAUGCAGGUUAACCGCCCAAUCAUCUUAGAAGGCUCUCCUGGCGUUGGCAAGACUAGUUUGAUUAGUGCUUUGGCAGCGGCAUCCGGCCACCACCUUGUACGCAUCAAUUUGUCUGAACAAACGGACAUCUCUGAUCUCUUUGGCUCUGACCUUCCUGCUGCAUCAUCGCCAACCGAUAUUGUAGAGGACGAUUCCUCCACAAAUAUGCCCGGUGGAAAAUCAAACGGCAUGUUCAAGUGGUGCGAUGGCGUUUUCUUGCGUGCUUUGAAAGCUGGCGACUGGGUGUUGCUAGAUGAGCUGAAUCUGGCUUCGCAAUCUGUUUUGGAAGGUUUAAACUCGUGCCUCGAUCAUCGAGGUAGUGUUUAUAUCCCGGAACUGGAUAAAGAGUUCGAGUGCCCGCCGACCUUCCGUGUCUUUGCCGCGCAAAAUCCGCUUCGUCAAGGUGGCGGUCGGAAGGGAUUGCCUAAGUCAUUUUUGAAUCGAUUCACUCGCGUUUUUGUUGAUACGUUGCAUGAAGAAGAUUUGAAAUAUAUUGCUAGCGCAAUGUAUCCAACGCUACAUUGUGCAAUUACUGAAGCAGAUAUGAGUAACUCGAUUUUUGCGGGACAAACGUUGCUAGAGCGAAUUAUUGACUUUAAUCGUGCAGUUUACGAGGACACAAUGAUUCGGCGCAGUUACGGCCGUCUCGGAUCACCGUGGGAAUUCAAUCUGCGAGACGUUUUUCGCGUUUGUGACCUGCUCAGGCAGCAUACAUUAUUGCUUAGCUGUGCAGAGGAUAAGCGUCACAUUUUGAGUUAUUACGACUGUUUUGGGCUCAAGCCAGAUGAUCGUACGGCUGUCUCAUUUCGUAUGUCGGCAGGAUUCGUGGAGAUUGGAAAGGCAUCACUCAAGCGUAAGCAAAUCUUGCCUUUAAAUCGCGUUGCUCUGCCACUUCUUAACUUUUUGUUAAAGCCGAUGGAAGCAUUGGUCCAUUGUGUCAACAUGUCGUGGCCAGCGCUCCUCGUUGGCCCACCGGCAAGCGGCAAAACUUCGUCAGUUCGUCUACUUGCUGCUUUAAGUGGCAAUAUAUUGCAUGAGUUGGGAAUGAGUGCAGGAACUGAUGCGACAGAAUUGCUUGGAUGCUUCGAGCAAGUCGAUUUCGGACGGAAGCUGCGUGACGUGAAGCAAAAUCUUCAUGUUAUUUAUGACCAAAUGCUUCAACAACUAAUGCUGUCAAUUGCAUCGACCAAAUCUAAGACGGACAAAACUAAGAUGAUAAAACAGAUGAAUCAACUGAGUCGCACGUGGUGGGCGCUGACAACACGGGAAACGCUCUAUAGUCAAAAUUAUAAUGUAAAGAACACAGCAAAGAAGUUGCCAAGUGGUCAAUUGGAUGAGGUCAUGAUUGACUUGAUGAAGAAUGUUGUAGUUAUACUGAAAGAGAUUAAUCACGAUGAACAUUUGCCAGCACUUUCUUGUCUUGCGAAUGACAUUGAUCAGAUUGAGAAGCUGGGCAAGUCCAAUGCUAUUGCGAGUUGCUUUGAUUGGGUUGACGGAAUGUUGAUAAAAGCGAUGGAGAAGGGUGAUUGGGUUCUCUUGGACAACGUCAAUUUUUGCAGCUCGUCAGUUUUGGAUCGACUGAAUUCGCUUAUGGAGACUGAAGGAGAGAUGCUGAUUAAUGAAUGUGGAAUAAUUAACGGUAAACUUCGAGUGAUCAAACCUCACAAAAAUUUUCGGAUCUUCUUGGCGAUGGACCCGCAGUACGGCGAAGUGUCACGUGCCAUGCGAAAUCGGUGCAUUGAGAUAGCACUUGCUGAUGAGGACGCUUCUCGGCUGGAUUUUAUCAAGUUAUCAUUGUCAUGUGGCAUUCCGAGCUUUGCUUUAUCUCAAACGUUUCAAUCGGUUCACGAGCGUGUUAUUGACAAACUUAAGGAGGUUAUGGGAGGCUCAAAAUACGGUAGUAUCAAUCGUCGACAUUUGGAAAAUUGGUCGUUGCUAUCUUCAGCCGAGAUUUCUCGUGGAGUUGAACCUAUAAACGCAAUCUUCUACUCCCUUCAACGUGUUUAUGGUGCCAAAUUGCUCGCCCAGCUUGACUUAAGUCAAGAUGUAUUCGACUCAAUCAGGCGCGCUAUUGACAUCUCGCAACAAAACUUGCAAAUUCAACGCGUACUUUCAACAAUUGCAGUACGCUCAACGUUUGCCCUUUGUCAGCAAAGCGAAAAAAUCGUGUUGCAGGGAGAUAUUGUGUAUCUCGAAUACCUCAUUUUAUCUACGCAAGCGCCAGAAUCUAUUGACGCAGAUGGUUUGCAGCUGAGUUGGCUUACGCCCAACACAAAUAUUGAUACAGAUAUGAGCGCUAUUACCGAUGAUUGGCUGGAUAGUAUUGCUAUGCGGUGCAAGCAUCUAAAUACAACUUAUUCUCACAAAGCUUUAGCUGAAGCUUGUGAGUCCUUGACGUCUAAAGCUUUCUUUGGACUCGUCGACGUUCAUAACCCCUUGGCAAUGUUACUUGCACCCUUUGCCUUAAGUCGGAUACUUAAACUCUCGAGCACAUGCGAAAACGGUAUUUGUCAGGCCACUUCAGACCGCCUGCUUUUCGCACUAGAGAGAGUCGUUUGUGGAGUCGGUAGUACACGCACGUUGCGAUCGGUUGAGCUGCUCGCACGCUUUAUCCAGUCCAUGACUACGAAUGACAUGUACACUUACGGUCUUCGUAAUAUUGUCGAGUCGGCCCAUCACCUAAAGGAUUUGUCGGCUUAUCCAACUGGCUUGCCGCCGAUGCCAGUGCAUUAUGCUGCAAAAAAUUCAGCUUUUCUGCGUGUGGCUGUUAAUAGCGCCGCUGUUUCAUCCAAAGGCGAGGUCGAAAAGUUUAUAAAUUUCGUUCAGAUUACUCAGCGGCAGAUGGAUUUACUUGACGGUGUGGAAUGGCUACAAUUCUGCGAACAAGAGCAGUAUCGUGAUGUAAAUAUACACUUCAAUCCGUCAGCAAGGAGUAGCAAACAUAAAGGCAGUUCCGGUACCUCAUCUCUGCUCGUUAGCGGCAUGACCAAGCUUUCAGUACUACAGCAGUCUUAUGCCGUCCAUCAGUAUCAUGCAGAUCGCUCAUGUGUGGAUAGCGAAUUGGUUUUCCUCAUAUAUCCACUUUUAAAUUCAUUUGACGUGUUUGUUCUCGCAUUUAUAAAAGCAUCGACAAAUCUGUCGAUUGACUUGUCAUUUUUUGAUGCCGUUCGAGACGCAAUCCAAGACCGCUUCGAAUUUUCUAACCACCUUCAAAUGCAAGUAUUGGAUUUGACACAUUUUCUUAUUCACUGGCAAUGGUUUAAGAAGUCGUUAUUACGACUCGCGAAGUUUAUUGAAUGUAUUACAUUUACUUUGGAUACUCAGUGGAAGAACCUCCAUGAUAUGAUAGAGCGCAUGCAGAAAACAAUUGAAAAGCUUAUUGGUUGUGAGUCGAAGAAGAUGGUGCUGUGGAAAAACGGAGGCCGCUCGCUUUUACCAAGUAAUGCUUACCUAUGGAAAGCUGAGCAUUUAUUAAAGCGACUUUCGAGGACACGGAUGCAGGUGCACUCAAAUUUUUGCGUAGACACUCAAAGAGGCUCUGCUGAAGGUAGCAUUGAUGUAUUAACUCUUCUGUUUGGCGGCGGGAUAUCGAUGGAUGCUGCCAUGAAGAACGCAAAGUUUAACGUCUCACCUCUUUUUUAUGUUGACGCUGAAACUCGAAAGGAAGUGCUGCAUGCACUAUGUGCAAUCUCGUACCUUGCUCAGAAGCAAACAAAUUCGAAACAUGGUGAAAAAGCGACCAAGAUGCACUCUUAUACGCUGAUGACCGAGGAUUUGUUAAGACUUCCGAGCGUUCUUCUCAGUAAACUCCAGGACCAGCAGCUAAAAGUGACGGAGCUUAUUGCUAAGAAGACUUUGUACCUGAGUGAGAUCGAAGAUAACGCCAACAGUCAUGUGGAUUUGCUUACCGAAGAGGACAGUCGCAUUGGUAAACAAGCUCCCAUCUUGCUCCUCGACAUGAAAGAAAAUGCCGUCUUAAUGGAGCGUUUGGUGACGUUUCAACUGAGUCCAUUACUGGAGCAUGAUUUGGCUCGCUUAGAGCUGCAAGCGAUUACGAAGCUUCUGCACGUGCUCAAUUUGCAUCGUUUAUACGCAAAAGAGUCGUCUCAAACCGGAUACAGUGAAGUUAUAGAGGCUGCAAGGGACGUUCUAAAAGUAAUUGACGACGUUCUUGAAAUUUUGGUGCGUCAAGGGCUGCGUGAUCCUGCUAGCUUUUAUGCAUACCAAGAUAUCGUAUGGUGUGGCUACAAAUUUAUUUCGCUUGAGCUGACGGGCAGCACUCAGAAGGAAAUAGAAGCUGAGGUCCAAAAAUUCUUUUUUGUAGUCCAUACACGCCUAAAUGGCUUGCUGUAUCAUUUUCAUCAGUUCUUGCGCUGUAAUAGCUUCAAUCAUAUCGACUUGAUUUCGCUCGAGAUUUUUGACACACGAGUGAAGUUGCGUAAGGCGAACAAGCUUCGCCCUGCAAUUAGCAAUGAUGAAUCUGACCACGCUCAGAUAGUUGCGGGGUUUCCUCGUCUGUUCCAAGCUGUUCAAAGUGCUGUUGUGCUAGGAAACAUUGCUGAAGUGGAUUUGGAAGAGUCCAAGUGUCCAACGAGUGAGGCCGAGGUGCGCUCUGCUCGACUAGAAAAGAUCAAGACCUAUUUAGCGAGGAAGCAUCCUGAUGUAGAAAAGAUGAUUGCGAGCGUAAGUAUCUCUUAUGUAAAGGAGCUUGUUGUGGCUACUGUGCUUGCUUUCGAGUCAACAUUUUCUAAGGACUUAGGCCAGUGGCAAACGGUCCGACAUCUUCUAAGCCGAUUUGUGGAUAAAACCUCGACAUUUGAUAGCAAGGCUCAAGCCCAAUUACUUAAGGCGCUUCAGAGCUCUAGUGACAAAACAUUUUCAGUAUUAGUAGACUCACUUGUGUCACCACUGAUAAAAGCUGUAUCUACAGCAUCCAAGAUUGAUGAUAAUGGUGACCAGAUGAGCCUCAGCGUCCUCGGAGUGAGUAUGGUGAUGCUAGGCAUGUGGCGUUUCGCAUUGCUUCUUCCUUCCUCGCCGUUGGAUCCCGCUACAAAGCCAUUGGUGAAGAAAAAGAAAUUGAUGAAUCGUCUGGCUAUGUUAACCAUGCAAGACGCAUCAAACUCAUCAAUCCAUCGACUUAAUCCUUCGCCCUCAUUCGUGGCGACUGCCGAAGCUGCUGUUCAGUCUUUGAACGGAUUGUAUGAUCAGGUUAAGCAAGCAUCUGCUUUUGCUAUUCAGCGAUACCAACUUAAGCCACAACUUGAUGUGGAUGCCAUUGACCCGAGUACGUUUGAAAUGCAACCUGUGGACAGUGCUGUCUUUGGAGAUCUGUUCCGAGAUCUAUUGCGAUUUUCUCUCACCGUAAUGCCAGCCGAUAAAAUGUCUGCCUUGCUCUUUGCGGCUCAAGCUUCAAAGCCGUCCUUACAGCGAAAGCGUGAGAUUUUACGUGAACUUGAAAUGUUCCAGCAGACAUCGACGAGCUUUCUCGCUCAUCUGUCUAAAAAGUUUGGCGACUGCUUCCAAGAUAUUUUAGAACCGAUUGGGGCGACUAUAUACUGUGUAAAGGAAGGUGUUGCACUCGUGACUUGGUCAUUGUAUCAGCAGAUUAAGGAUGCAUCGUUAAAAGAACAAGAGAAAGAGGCAUUGGCUUUAUCACUGGUGCAGUUUCCUUCUCCACUAAGCGUGACGUCGAUAGAUCAGUCUUGGCGUAGCAUUCAGUUGAUGUUGAAAACAGUCGGCACACCGGCAAUGUCAAUUGUAUUUGGUGCAGGAGAAGCAAACAAGCGCAAGAUUGAGGCAGCUCUGCUCAAUGUUGCGCUGGCAAAAGUGGAGUGUCUUUUUCGUGAGAUGCUGACGGCUUUGCGUACAAAUUGUGCGCUAGACUCGUCUGUUGUCGAGUCUGCUUUUCAGAUCAGUAAAUUACUUUUUGAUAUGUGUUUGGCUGAAUGGCAGAAACAGAUGGAGUGCAAGGAGCAAAAACGAAAGGAGGAGGAACAACUUUUCAAGUACAAGGUACGUCAGCUAGACUUGGAAACUGAGGAUGAGCUCCUGGAAAAGGAGUACCGCGAUCAAUUUCCAGACUAUUAUCGUGAUUUUAAAGAUUUUCUGAGCUCUGAGCAAUCGUUGACUAGUGACUUGGACAGCCCUGGUGGCUCAAAUAAUUUGGAAAUGCUGGUCUCUGAUAAAAUGAUUCGACGAUUGUGUGAAGCACACAUGAAAAUGUAUGCAGAGAUAGCAAACUCGAAUGUUGCUAUUACUGAUGAUGAGAUCGUUAAUGCCUUUGCACGCGCUUUUUCUCUUGCAGUGAGGCUACGCAAAUCUUUGAAUACCAUGACCUCAUUUAAUCUUGAAACCACAAUUGCAUCUUCCGGUGUACUCGCUGCAUCUCUGGUUCAGACUCGACUUGGAAGCAUUACUGGGAUAUCAAAGAAGGCGGUUCCAGUAUCUCAAGCUUUGAACAGUGAAUACAUUCAAGGAAUCGACUUCCAUCGUGAUCCUAUGGUCAAAGAAGUAUUGCUGAUUGCAGAGCCGUUACAAAAUUUGCUUGUAAAAGUGCAAUCGCUCUUGGCUCAGUGGCCUGACCACGCAAUCUUGCAACAAAUUGUACUAAUUGCUGAUCGCAUCCGUAAUUUUGAGAUAAGUUCUCCACUGGCUCGCACGCUCUCUGGUGUGGAGCUUUUGCUGCGGAAAGCACAAGAGUGGGAGAUAUAUGCCGCACGUGCAUACUCAAUCACUGACGAGCUCAGUGCGCUAUCAUCUUUGGUGACGCGCUGGAGAAAGCUUGAAUUGUAUUCGUGGCCUCACCUUCUCUACGUCAAAGAAAAGCAGCAUCGCUUUACGGCAGAAAAUACAUGGAUCAACAUGUACUCACUGCUGACAGCGCAGUUCGAAUCGGACACAUCGAUGGUUGAUGUUGCCGUGUUGAGCAGCAACAGCCAUCACGAUUUACAAUGGCUUCAUCUCAAUAAUCUCUCAAAAUGGUUAUUUGCUCAAUCCCAUGAGAUUAGAAGUGAAGACCAGUCUCUCAGCGACGCAGAACGUGCAAAAUUGGAGGAGCAACGUGAUUUUAAGACAAAACUUUUUGAUACUUUGGAUGCGUACAUUCGGUCGUGCCCGAUCGGACAGUACGAGGUCCGUUUGAAGAUGGUAUAUUCAUUCUGUGCACAAUUGUUUAUUGAUUUUUGGAGUCUUGCAAAGCGCGAAGGAUCAUCUUUUAAUUUUGCUGCGAACUCGACUAAGUAUGCGCUGGCCAACAUGUUAUACCAUUUAUAUCGGUACUACGCGCAACAUUUGGGCUACUUGGACCGCCAAUGGAGCGGUUUGAAGGCUCCAAUCCAGCGCAAACUGAUUGAGUUUGUAAAGAUCUGUCGCUGGGAUGAGCAAACGUAUUACUCACUUGCAGAGUCGGCCGAAAAGUCACAUCGCAAGUUGAUGAAGUUUGUACGUGAUUAUGACUCUGUACUGAAUGUAUCGAUGCAGACAGUAAUUGAUAGCUCAACAGAUAGUGGCAUCACUAAGGAAGGCGGAUUUGUUGGGAUACAUGCAACGAAAGCAGAGCUUGCCAGUCUUGACGACAGAGUUGCUGAUGUUGAAAAGUGUGAUCAAGAGUCCUCUGUCGAUGGAAGAGCUGCAAACGACGUUGAGACAAAGCUGAAAGAAGACGAGGUUUGGGAGACAGAGAGACCUCCUGUUGUACGCCUGAUUCACAACGGCAUACGCCUCGUAGAUCACGUAUGUGAUGACGACACAUUGGUACUUAAACAGUCUGUGUACGUCGAAAAACUGCCAACAUUGAUGAUGCGCAUUGCUAAGUACACCGACAAAUAUAUUCUUGCAUGCGAUCAAGUUGAAUACCGGCAACAAGUGCGCGAAGUGUGCGAUGACCUGUGCAAGACAAUCUUCUACCGACUGUCAAAGCUUCAGUCAGCCGCUGCAUUGCCAAAAGGGGCGAAGAAAAAAGCUCUUGUUGACCUACUUAGUGAGUUAAAGACACAGGAUUUCGGAUAUCACCGAAUGCAGCUUCCUGCUCAGCAACAACAAAUUCAGCAAUUGUUUGAGUUAGAUGUGCCAGAUGUGGAGAACUGUCUUCGCGUUGAUUUAACCAAAACAGCUCUAGCCCCUCAGCUUCCGCAGGAUAGGUCCAGGACGCACAACCUCAAAGGUAUAAAAAAGCGCAGCAAAACGAUAGGCAAACAAUUUAAGGAAGAAGUUUCGCUAGAAGGCAAGGCGGCAAAUAACUCGCCGAUAUGGUUGUGGCAGCGUGCUGAUGGAUACUACUACCGCUUCCUCGGACAGCUGGCUUCGUUGCGGUACAGUGCAGUAACAAGCUUCUCGCACGAUUUAUCUUCAAUCGAAAUGGAAAGAAUGUGUGGUUAUGCUGAAAAUAUGCUGUUUACGAUGCUACAGCAGCGACAGAUCUUGCACGCCGUCUCACUGAGUCACGAGAGAUUUGUAAAUGGAUUAAGCACGCUCAGUUUGAUGAAGAAUUUCAAAACUGCUUAUCUCGAUUCCGCUCACCCCGGUCAAGCAGUUCGGGAUUCGGGUGGAGCAAGCAAGUGGCAAUCAUUUCAGCAAAUAUCUAUAAUGGAGCUGCGCCGCUCUCUGCGUGAGCUUAAAAUAUCGACGCUACAAGCUCUACAGCAAUUGUCAGAGACGAAGUCAAUCGAGAUGCAAGCUCGCCAGCAAUUCCAGCUUAUUUAUCAACAUUUAGACGCGGUACAAAAGUCGUUUGUGGACACCUCUGGGUUGGCCCAGUCUCUCGGUGUACCUGCGACUCCUUACAACAUACUCAAAGCUAAAGAAGUCGUCAAUGGUGUUUCUGUGAUUGGGGCCUUUGCACAGUCGUCAAAGCAUUUCUAUGGCAUAUCUCCAUUAAUUACGCAAACAAACUCAUCAGUUGAACAAUUGCCUCCGGCGAUAACCGUGCUGCAGGAAAAUAGUGUUCAUUUUGACGAAAUUCAGCGUCAUCUUCAUGAUAUUUCUUCAUUAUUUGGUUCCGUAACGACGCCGAAUUUCUUUGUCAAAUUCCUGGACGAGUACGCCUGCAUCUUUCGCACCGAUAGCCAGUUCAAGCAGGCAAUUUCUGAGACUAGCAUUGACUUGCUCGCAUCCAGUGAUGACCAUGACAUCGAGAGUACAAACUCAUUGUCAGCUUUUACUGAGCUCUAUGACAAAUUCGUCGAGACAGUGCUAGUGUCGAUUCAGGAGUUGACAAAGAUCUCCAAGGAAUUGUCGUCAUCAAAUGUCAAUCAAAACAAUACACAUAGUGAAGCUCUAUCGCUGCGCAAGCGACUUGACUUGCUGUUGACAAUGGUGAAGGUUUCGCGUAUAAAUCAGAUCGCGUCUCAGCUUGCUGAGUUGCUGAAAUUGCUUCAACAUCAGUAUGCAAAGCUUGCUAGUACUCGGACAAGAAGCUGGCAACGUGUAUUCUUCGUUUCCUUGUUGGCGCUAGAGCGGUUUGAACCGAGUUUAUUUGAUGUGCGCGGCAUCAGUCGCCAGCUGCUUGUUGACUUUAUUGUGGCGCACAAAAGUAUGAUGAAGCUGGACUUUGUACUAGUUCGUAUCUUCCGAAAUCUAUUUUACCACGGCUUUUGCCGUACAGAGGAUUCAAAAGACGAUAAAGGUGAUGGUGAAGGCAAGAUGCAGUUCCAAGACGAUGUGGAAGGAACUGGUAUGGGCGAAGGUGAGGGUAAGAAGGACGUGAGCCAUGAGAUUGAGGAUGAAGAGCAACUUUUGGGCUUGCAAGGAGACCAGAAAGAUGAGACCGACCCGCUGGCGGACCAAAAGCCCGAGAACACGGGACUUGAGAUGCAAAAUGACUUUGAAGGCACAAUACAGGAUAUUCCUGAUGACGAAAAAGACGAUGAGAGCGAAAACGAAGGGGAAGAACUAGAUCGGGAAAUGGGCGACUUUGGUCAAGACGCUGAAAAUGUAGUGGAUGAGAAGAUGUGGGAAGAUUCUAAGGUACAAGGUGAAGCUUUGGAAGAUGAAGUGCGUGGAAAGACUGACGACAAAGAGAACGAAGAUGACCAGAAGAAGAACGAGGACAAAGCAAUGCCUCAACGUGAUUUGUCGGGAGAAAAGACUGUUGAAGACGGUAGCGACAACGGUGAAGACGACUGUGAUGAUGGAGACGAUACGAAGAUGGAGGAGGUCAAUGAUGAUUUGGAGGAUAAGUAUGAGGACCACCACGGUGUGGACCCUACUGAGCGAGAGGAGGACCACGAUGAGGAUGGCCCAGAUGAAUUGCACGGUGACGAAUUUGCUGAGGAUAUGCAACUUGACAAGGAUGAUGGAAAUGCAGACAUGGAUAAUUUAGACGAUGAUAUGGACAAAAUGGGUGAUUCGGAGAAUGAGCCGAGCGACAAUGAGGCAGGCGGAGAGGAAGCUGGUAGAACUGACGAGAACAAUGUAGAUGAGGAGGCAAGUGAUGAAGAGCAGCUUGACAAUGCGAUUCAGCUUGGUGGUGGUGGAAUGGAAGACGAGCAGGAGCCAGCGGAGGAGAAGAAGGAAGAAGAAACUGAUCUAGCUGAAGCUUCUGAGAAAAUGAAAGAAGAGCAGGCUGCUCCAAAUGUGGCUGGUACUAAGUCGAAAGAUGGUCAGGACGAUCUAGAAGCGAUCGAUGAGGACGCUGACGACGAUGAAACUGAAAGCUUUGAUGCUAAGGAGCAGGAUAAAAACACGAGCAACGACGUUAGCAGCAGUCGUUCUCAAAAGCGAAAUGACAGCAACGAUGAGGACGCUAAGCAGGAUUGGAAGGCGCAGUCUCAAGUUGAGAACAAGGUAGACACUCGGGAAAAACGCCGCGACCGCUGCGAUCCGAAUCCGUAUCGCAAUGCUCAGGAAGCACAAGAACAUUGGAAGAAGCGUGUGGAGAUGGUCGAUCAAACGAAAGAAGAAAGGGAGUUUGACAAGACAUUGACCGACGAUCAGGAGAAAGCAGUAGAAAUGACAACAGCGGAGUUUGUCGAUGACGACGAUGAGAUGGAAGACGUGGAGCAUGCGUUGGCUGCUGCUGCUGAGAAUCAGAUCAUGAAUCAGCUUCGUUCUGAAGAGGAAGAACACGUUGAAAAGGAAGAAGAACUAGAAACGAAUGCUCAAAACGGAGCGACAGCCAUGGACAUUGAUGAAGAAGAAGAGAAGUCAAUUGAUAAAUCCAAUGAAGAAAACCAGAACCCUAAGACUGCUAAGCAAGAGUCUAAGUUUGAUCCGGAUGCACUGAUGGAUAAGCAAGAGGAUCCGAAACUGGAGAAGCUCGAUGGAGAAGCCAAGGACUCUACCGAUAUCAAAGAGCACAGGCUUUUAGACGACAUGAUCGAGCAAGCACUUCCAACGAAGCUUCGUAGCCAGGAUGUAAACGCUAGUUUGCAGGACCAGAUUGACGGUGAAGAAGUAGAAACAGAGGCGAAGCUACUCUCUCCUGAUGAAGUUGCUGCUUUGCGCGACGAGCUCGACUUGUUUAUUGCAAAUUGGACAUUUCAGCUGGAACGAGAACAUGGCACGGACCUUUGGGCCAAAUAUACGGCAUUGACUGCCGGCGCAUCUCAGCGACUUUGUGAGCAGCUUCGGCUUGUGCUAGAACCUAUGCUUCGUGCAAAGCUCCAAGGCGAUUACCGAACCGGUAAACGUAUAAAUAUGCGCAAGGUGAUUCCGUACAUUGCUAGUCAGUUUCGCAAGGACAAAAUUUGGCUGCGUCGUACAUGUCCAUCUAAGAGGCAGUACCAAGUGAUGCUUGCAAUUGACGAUUCCGAGUCGAUGGCCGACAAUCACGCUGGUCGUUUGGCUUUGGAGGCUCUGUCGACAUUCUGUAAAGGAAUGACACAGCUUGAAGUGGGUGAGCUAGCUGUCGUCAAAUUUGGUCAAAAUGUUGAGCUGCUACAUGCUUUCGACACACCAUUUACAGACGAUGCAGGAAGUCGCAUCAUCAGCCGUUUUGGCUUUCAGCAAAAGAAGACAAAUAUGGUGCAGACGCUCGAUACUAUCUUACAGAUUCUCGAAAUAGCAAAGCAGUCAGCAUCGACAGACAGCAGCACUGUCGAGUUUACUCAGAUUGUUUUUUUAAUCUCGGACGGGCGGUUUGACUCGGAUGGCAGAAUGCGGAUUCGAAAGCUGAUUGAGACGGCACUGGAGCGUCAGCAACUUAUAGUGUUGCUUAUUGUGGAUCAAAAUGCAGCCGAAUAUGAUGAUGCAGUGAACCAGCGGCAAACGUCAAUUCUCGAUACCCAAAGCGUGACGUUUGAGAAAGGAAAAGUGCGCAUGGUGCCAUAUCUGGAAAAUUAUCCAUUUCCAUAUUAUGUAUUGAUACCGACUUCUGCAAUGCUUCCAGAGAUCCUUUCAGAUUCACUUCGACAAUGGUUUGAAAUGCUACAGGUCAAGAGUUAG
Plasmopara halstedii is the source of this 18210-nucleotide messenger RNA. Its product is annotated as type a von willebrand factor domain-containing protein. Gene Ontology annotation, cellular component: preribosome, large subunit precursor. Gene Ontology annotation, biological process: rRNA processing; ribosomal large subunit assembly. The transcript is spliced from 3 exons. The coding region runs from base 1 to 18210 and encodes 6069 amino acids. Lineage: Eukaryota; Oomycota; Peronosporomycetes; Peronosporales; Peronosporaceae. The record is from RefSeq and is a predicted model, not a curated record. Gene Ontology annotation, molecular function: ATP binding; ATP hydrolysis activity.